Messenger RNA from Aspergillus glaucus CBS 516.65, 1533 nucleotides. RefSeq names its product glutathione S-transferase family protein. The record is from RefSeq and is a predicted model, not a curated record. Gene Ontology annotation, cellular component: cytoplasm. The transcript has 6 exons. Lineage: Eukaryota; Fungi; Ascomycota; Eurotiomycetes; Eurotiales; Aspergillaceae. The coding region runs from base 1 to 1533 and encodes 510 amino acids.
AUGGCGAUCAAACAGGCAGACCAUCGGAAGGACAUGAAAUGCAUUCCUGAUCCGCCUGAUCUGGAUUCGUGGAGAGAGAAGCUGUUCAAUGUAGACGAGACGAUCACUCUGAGUGAAGAGCAAUUCCUAAUCUACUUCCCCCACAUCGACAACGUCUACUCCCACCGCUCUACACAACGCUACAAGCGCAAGCCCUUCGUCUCGCAUUACUGGGACUGUCGACUAAAAGGCCGUCCACCAGGAACACCCAAAUCCAACAACCCGACUAAGAAGAAGCGAAAACGUACCGCUCGCCAACGAGAUCUCUGCGACGUCAAGAUCAAGAUCACAGAGUAUUUCCCUGGCUUCGUCCCGGAAUUGACACCAAGUGAUCCAGAUCCGUCAUUUCCGUCGGAGUUGUUACCGGGUGUUCAUGCGUUGUUUGAUCACGGUGGGAAUGGCGAUGGCGAUGAUAGGGGAUCGCAGCCAUUUGGAAUCCUUACGCCGAAUCCUUCACCACCGGAUGGACAUGCUGGUAUCGCUGGGGAGCGGUUCUUUACGAUUCAGCGGGUGAAUGGUAACGGCGCGAAUGGGAAGCAUGAUGGUGUUGGAGGGGGGCAUCGACAUACGCUGGAGGAGAGCGAUCGCGUCAAGAAGAAUAGUGUCCAGCGACGGGUUUUGAGUCAGACGAGGGAGAGGAAGAGGUCGAGUCCGGUAUGUACUUCUUUUCUCUUUUUGCGUGUCAUGACUCUAACCCAUCAAUCGACGCGAAAGAUCAAAACCAUGCCUCCCCAACACCAAACGAGCCAAAAGAUAUACCAUACCGAAGCCACCGGUACCGCUGCAUUGACCGCGCUCAAUCACAAAAAUGAAUGCGAUUUGAGGUUGUUUGGUAGUUGCUUCUGUCCAUUCGUGCAACGGGUAUGGAUCGCAUUGGAGUUGAAAGGCAUCCCGUACCAAUAUAUCGAGAUCGAUCCGUAUAAGAAACCGCAGUCGUUACUCGAGGUGAAUCCGCGGGGAUUGGUUCCUGCGCUACGGCACGGCGAUUGGGGGUGUUAUGAGAGUACGGUGUUGAUGGAAUAUCUCGAGGACUUAAAUGGCGGUGCCCCGCUUAUGCCGAAAGACAAUGCGAAGUUGCGUGCUCAAAGCCGAUUGUGGGCGGACCAUAUCAAUCGCCAUAUCGUCCCCAAUUUCUAUCGUGUUCUACAAGAACAAGACCAAGAGAAACAGAUCGCGAACGCGCAGGAAUUGCGUGAAGGUUUCACCAAGCUGAUCGAUGCCGCCCAUCCCCAAGGUCCGUUUUUCUUGGGUCCCCGUAUUUCGUUCGUGGACAUCCAAGUCGCGCCUUGGAUUCUCCGGCUUCGUCGUGCUCUCAAACCAUACCGCGGAUGGCCGGAUCCAGAGGAGGGAACUCGGUGGGCGACUUGGGUCAAUGCCAUUGAAUCUAAUGAGCACGUUCGAGCAACAACCAGCACGGACGAGCUGUAUUUGGACAGCUAUGAGCGUUAUGCUCGUAAGUUUCCUGCUCGAAGAAAAUUGGCGCCCCCGCGCUAA